Messenger RNA from Annulohypoxylon truncatum, 1509 nucleotides. RefSeq lists its product as uncharacterized. NCBI's taxonomy places the organism in Eukaryota, Fungi, Ascomycota, Sordariomycetes, Xylariales, Hypoxylaceae. The transcript is spliced from 4 exons. The record is from RefSeq and is a predicted model, not a curated record. Bases 207 to 1322 code for a protein of 371 amino acids.
ACGAGGAGCUGACGUUGAUAGGUACUAUCUGGGUAUUCUCCAGUAAUUGUGUAACUUCCAUGUUUACAGUUUCCAGAGCAUCAUAAUUGCCCCCGCAUAUCCUGCACAUUCCUUGCCUGCCUACACAUUUUCUCCUAACCUUGGCCUAUUAAAGUCACCAACUAAUUAAUCAACUGACUGUAGUUCCACUUACCUUUCGCCAAAACAUGAUCGAUCUCUUCGACAUCGCCCUAUUCUUUCUGGUCGCAAUAAUACUUAUACCUCGAAUUUUUAGCACUAACGAGAGAACUACAAACACUUCAACUAUUCCCAUCAUGAUCAACCGCAGAGGAGGAGUCACCAUCCCCCGUAGACGGGGUCCUAUAGCCCCGGCUCCGGGCCGACACGACGAACAAGAGCCGUCUACCCCUAGCAGCCUCUACGAACCUAGACCUGAAGAUAUCAUUGAGGUGAAGGACAUUUUGUCCAAAGUUAGCAACAUGCCUCCGGAGCUGGUCGAUAUGAUACUCGAUCGCGCUGAGUAUUGGGCUUGUGCUGCCACCGUCAUCGACUACAGCAACAAUCCUCAACGGAAGAUCACAAUUCUUGGGGCAUACCCAGCUGAGGAUCAAUUCUUGCUUCGUACUGAACCUCUGGGACUGACCAAAUGGUCACGGUCUAACCGAGAUCUCUGGAGAGUCGAGUCUGCGCCUAAACGGCUCAAGAAAGAAUAUGCAGAGUCUGACUUGCAAGAGCUCGUAGAUGGUUCUUUCUCCUCGCUAGAGCAUCCAUUCCGCAAGGUGGUUUUUGACAUCGUGAGUUGCGACCAAGGCUGGAGCGGCGAUAGGGAAAACCACGGACGGUACACCGGUUCGUGGACUUGGUUUGACGUCGGGUUGGAGCGUUUCGACCAAGAAAACGACUGCGUAUCAGAAUGUCCAGAUCAUUUAGGGUCGGAAGACGCAGAGAAAACUCCAAGCAUUCCAACUUGUGCAAUCCGUCCAAUUUGGCCUCCACUAGAAGAAGUCGACGCUGGUGGUGCUCUUAUGCGAUACCAUCAUGAAUUAUUACCCAACCAAGGUCGCCUGAUACAACUGAACAAGCACGCCGAAGGAAACUUUCAGCAUUAUCAUGUCGAGUGGUCUUGGGACGACGAUGUAGAACCAGAAUCGGCAGCAGCGCAAACGUUGGAAGAUGCUGGUCGAGGCACAGGUACUGGAAAUGGUGCAUUCCUUAAGAACUUGAAGCUUGGCGACAUGAUUACUGUCUGGGGGCAUGCCAGAUUUCCAGGAUGGACGAACAACGUCCAAAAGGUUGAGGUCAAGGUUUACUGGGCGUUCUAAUUGCGUCUACUGAGUACGUAUGGUGGGAGGCCUCAGCGUACGGUUGUAGGUCUUUUUAAAGAGUCGUUCGUCGGCAUCCGCAGCCUCUGCGGUUCACAACGGAUACCUAGUAUAACGAAUUCAUCCUUUGCGAUUUUAUACCCAAUUGAGAUGGUUGAUGAAUCAUAAUUAGAGAUGUUAUUAGGCC